AUGUGGCACGAGGCGAGAAAACAGGAAAAAAUCCUGAAAAAUGCCAUGGUAGAUCAAACGAAAAGAGCUGAAAGGAAGAAACGAUAUUACGACAAUAUCGUAAGUGAAAAGAAAUUUUCAAAUUAAAUAAUAUUCACGCGUGACGUGACCCGAAAACGUGUUUUCUCUUAUUACUUAUUUAAAUUUUAUUUUAUUUUCCUCAUUUCAAAAACUAACUCGAAAAUAAGUGGAGAUCAUUUUUCAAUGAGACGACGAUUUUUUCGGAAAAAAGUUAGACACGUUGGUUCAUAUCAAAAAUCAAAUACAAAUUUUCAGAGAAAAGAUCCAGAGCAGUUUAUGCAAGUUCAUGGGCGAAAAUCAAUUAUUCAUACUGAAAGAAGUAUCGCAAAAGCAGCUGAAGAUUCGAAUAUAUUGAGACCAUGGCAAGGAGAUGCAAAAAUAACAAUCGAUCGAUUUGAUGCUCGAUCACAUCUCUCGAAAAUGGAUCUCAUGGACGAUUCAACACAAAAACCAAAAGAAGAUAAUAAUAUGGGUGAUGAAAAAUCGGAAAUUGUUUGUGAAUUCGAAAGAUAUCGAGUUUUGAUUAUCAAUGAUUAUAAAGGAGUUUCCGAGAAAAGUUAUCUUCGAAAAAUUUCUGAAAAAGAAUUCUGGAGAAUUGAAAAAGAUUCAAACAAAAAAGCUGAAAUCGAGAAGAAAAAGAAAAGCGCCGACAAAAAAUCAUCGAUUGGAUUUUCAUAUGACGAUUCAGAAGUUGUUAGAGGAUCCAAAAAUGAAAAAGAGGGGGACGGAGAAGCUGAAGGAAGUGAUGAAGAUCCAGAAGAACUUGAUGAUAUUGGUUAGUUGGUUUAAUGAGAUAUUGGUUUUUUCUUAAAAAUUGUUAUUUUUUUCUUUUUUCAGAUGUGGAACUCGAUACAGCACAAUUGAAUCCAGAGCUUCAGAGAAAAGUGAAUAAAAAUGGCGAAGAAUAUGGUGUGAAGCGAGGAUUAUUUUGUGCAUUAUUGAGAGCUGAUCAACAAGCACAACGAGAUGCUGCUCAAUUAAAACAAAUUGAUCGACAAAAAUCGCAACUCUCUGUCCGUUACCUUUUUACCGAGUACAGUUAUCAAUUUUUUUCAUCAAAAAAAUACUUUUUGAACAUCGCCUUAUAAAAACAUCAGUUUUAUUCACAAAAUUGAAAAAAAAACUUUCCCGAUUUUUAAGUUUAAUCAUUUCAGGGUCGAGAAUCGAAACAUGAACGUAUGCUUUUGCGUCAACAACGUCAAGCGAUUGUUGGAAAAGGUUGUAUUGUUGGUGACAACGGCGCAACUGCUACACUUCUCGGAUUUAUUAAUAACAGUAGUAAGAAAUCGAAAAUUGAUGAAAUGAUGGAUGAUUUGGAUAAUUCUUAUGAAGAUGAUGAUAAAGCACAUCCGGAAUUUAUUUCGACUUUUGGAGGAAAUGAUGAGAAAGGUUUGUAUUUAUCUCCUGAUUUUUUUUAAUUCUCUGUUUUUUGUAGAUUCUGAAGACGAUGAGAAGAAAGUAUCAGUUGGACCAGAGUUACCAUCAGAACAUUAUCGGAAAAUUCUGUAAGUAGCAAUAUUCAAAAGAUCCUGACGCUACUCAUUAAUUUUCAGGCAACUUUCGAAGCAACGGAUUAAUGAUGAUGAAGGUGUAGAUUGGGGUGAUACAAAAGAAUUGUCAUCUUCGCCUUCGCCAGUUCGAAAAAGAAGAAGAUCGCCAUCUGUGCAAAGAAGAUCGAGAUCUAGAAGUCGAGAUCGUCGGAGAAGACGUUCGAGAAGUCGAAGUCGAGAAAGAAGAAGAAGAUAUUCUAGAAGUAGAUCAAGAGAAGGAAGGGCUUACAAAAGAAGAAAAAGUCGAUCGAGAAGUGUGAAAAGGAGAAGAAGAUCGCCUUCCAGUUCAUCAAGUUCAAGGUCAAGGUCUAGAUCAAGAGAUCGGCCGAUGUUCCAGAAAAAGGUUGCUCACAAACAAAGGUCACCAUCUGUAUCAAAUUCAUCACCUUCGCCACCUCCAACAACGUCCAAAAAACGAGAAUAUUCUCGAAAAGUUGAAAGUGAAAGUGAUGAACAAGACGAAGAUAUUAAAAUGCUCGAAGUUCGUUCAAGUAUGUCAGAAUCAGAAAAAGAAAGAAUCGAGAUUGAAAAUCGAAAAAGACGAGUGAAAUUGACGAAGAAAAUGGUGAAAACGAAAAAAGAGGAAAAAAGUAGUGAUGAAGAAAAUAAUGAAAAAGUUGAAAUGGCAAGAAAAAUACGACAAAAAAUGAAUGAAGAACUCAAGAAAAAUCGCAAAGAAUUGGAAAGAGAAGAAGAAGAAAAACAUAAGAAUGCUGAAGUUGAAAAAAGGGUUAGUUCUUUUUUGAAUUUUUUUGAACAGGUUACCUUUGUUUGUUUGUUGACUGUGAUUUUUUAUUCAACUUAGAUGCAAGUUUGCCAACUUAAAGUUUGAGAUUAUUUGCAUACAAAUAGUAGUUAAAAUUACAAAAUAAGUCUUUAUGUCCAAAAUAUAUACAGUUUUAGUUUUGAAUAUUCUGAGAACUUGGAUGAACAGCUCCAUGAAAUUUGAGAGCAAAUAUAAUAUUUCUAUAAUUUCCAAGAGUGUAACUGAUAGGUAUUAUAUAAUCCAAUUCGAAUCGAUUCGAACACAUAAAAUAACUCAAAGUUCCAUUUCCAUUUUCAAAGUUUUCCGGAUUCAAAUAAACAAUGAUGAAAAGAACAACUUGAGCCUGUGUUUUAAGUAAUUCGAAAAUGUUUAAUUUCAUGAAUCUCACCGUUGAUAUUAUGAAAUUAGGUAUAUUUUGAUAGAUAAUUGCUAGUUCAACUUGUUUUUUUGUUGUUGACAUCAAGUCAGGAUUUGAGUGUAUACGGUAAAGCAUGAUUAUAUAUAAUAUUAAGCUAGUUAUUGGAAGUACAUACUUUAUAUAAAAUAUACUGAUAUCAAUAUUAUCUAUGAUAUUAUUUCCGUUGAUAAGUUUAUUAAAAGUGUGUAUAUUCUCUGGAAAAAAAUGCGAGGGACACGUAUAAUUUUGUGUGAUUAUUUGAUAGUUCUUGCAUCUUCCAAAAUUCACAGCGCAACUGCCGACUGAGAAAAAUAUUUCGAAAAUGUAAAUUAUGAAGCCUGUAUAAUAUACAACUUUCUUUUGAGAAUAAAUCGCUAGAUUUCCGAAAUUCAUAAUUACGAAAAAUCGUUGAAUCGCUAUAAGGAAAAGUAAAUAACUGAGAGAAAGUGUAGGGUGGAAUACAUUCGAACAUAAUUUCGUUCUAUAAUGAAUAUAUUCUGAAUAUUUUCUCUGAUUUAAAAUAGAAAACUUACAGAAUAUAUGUUAUCACAAAAGGUACGGUAUAAACUGAGAUCAUUGUGAAUGUUUCGACAAUUGUCAUAACAAGAAAAAACUUGAAAAUGAAUUUAUAAAAUUCGGAAAGAAUUGAUUCUUUUUGGAAUUUUAUAUAAGUUAAAAUAAAGAUUAAUCGGAAUGCUAGAAUAAAACAUAUAUUUUUUGAAGUAUAGGAGUACAUUCUUUAUUUGUGAAAGAAUGGAGAAAAAACUGACAUUAGAUUAACCUGAAAUUAUGAGUACUAAAAGAUAAUUAUAGGGUUCUUUGCAUUUCCGAUAAGAUUGAACUUUUAUGAAUUCAUCUCUUCGGCUAUAAUUUAUUGGUUUGAGAAAAAUUGUUCAAUGAAACACACAUCAAAGUUCUAGUUUCAUUUGGUUCUGUUGAUUCUUGUAACCAGUCAAAAAUACUGAUAGCCAACAAAUCAAUUUAUUCUAUUUUUGAGAUUUUCGAUUCUUUGAUUUUUUUGAUUCAACUCUACACCUAAUUAUUAGGCGCAAUUUUAUUUUGAUAAAUGAAAAAUGAUUUCUUCGAAUAGAUUACUAAACUUUUCAGUUGAAAAACUUCAGAAUCCCCCUAUUUCUCUUUCUCUCUCGAAAAAAUCAGAAUCCUGUGCAUCCGAAAAAAAUAGCUGGCCUCUUCUCUUCUAAUCCGCACCAGCAGCGGCACCAUAAAAAUUCGACGAAGACUAAACUGACAUCACUUAUAUUAUAUAUAUAUAUAUACAUGUUCGCCUUCUCGUCGUCUUCUUCUUCUUCUUCUUCUUCCGUUUUAGUCAUUGCUCCUCCGCGUCGGCGCCAAAAAUACUUGCAGCACUGAAAAAAAAGCGAAAAAGAAGAAAAAGAACCUUUUUUCUUUCUUUCUCUUUUUGUUGUUGUUGUUUUUUUUUAUGUAUGGAUUCUUUUCUCAUCCAAUCAGAAAAAACCACGCAAUUUUCAGAUUUUGGUUGGAAAAUCUGUGUUUUUUUGUAGGUUCGCGAAGAGAUGCGAUAUAUUGAAGAGCAGGAAAGACGAGAACGUGAAAUGUUGAAAAGAAGAGCUGAUGAGCGGAAAAGAAGUCGAUCCAGAAGUCGAACAAGGCAUAGAAGAUCGAGGUCGAGAUCAGGAUCAAGAGAUCGACAAAAACAUCGGUCUUGA
Caenorhabditis angaria is the source of this 4461-nucleotide messenger RNA. NCBI's taxonomy places the organism in Eukaryota, Metazoa, Nematoda, Chromadorea, Rhabditida, Rhabditidae. The record is from the annotation of a GenBank genome assembly.